Linnemannia hyalina is the source of this 1362-nucleotide messenger RNA. Lineage: Eukaryota; Fungi; Mortierellomycota; Mortierellomycetes; Mortierellales; Mortierellaceae. The record is from the annotation of a GenBank genome assembly.
AUGAGUGCCACUGAGCAGGACAGCGCUCCUCCGCCUCUAGACCCCUUCGGCAACGAAGUCUGCCUCCUCUUCCUCAAGUAUGGCAAGUGCCGCUACAAGAAAAAGUGCAAAAAAAGCCACAUCGUGCCUGACAAAAAUGCGCCAAUUAUGCAGCAAGUGACAUCGGUGGCGCCAGAGAAGCCCGUUGUCAAGGAGGGACCUAGGAUUGCGUUCACGGUCAAGAAGACCCCAUAUGCUCGGCCAUCGACGGCCGCGACCUCUGCCAGUUCACCCAUCGCUUCGAACCUGAAACGGAUUUCACACUUACAACCACAGCAAGGAUCUCACCAGGGUUUACAACGUCAGGUGCUGCCGAAACAGCAGCGCAACACUACUGAGCUUGGCUCCGCUCCUCACACAAAACAAGUCGGUCAGGUUGUUGCUGAGCAGCCACUGAAGUCCAAAGAUGGCGCCACUGAGGCAAUGGAUGUCGACCUUCAACCACCAACCGCGUUGAAUCAGGGAGAACCCAAGAAGCCACGGAAACCAAAGGCAAAACGACCUCCGAAGGUCCACGUGCAUCGCCUCCUAUCAUCACUGUUCAAGACAACCAUCUCUUCAGAAACCGUCGCCGCAAGUAGGAAUUCCUCAACAACAACUGGAUAUCCAGGAUAUCCAGGACCUCCAACAAAAGGACGACAACUCCGUGGCAAUGCCAUUGCCAACAGGGGGAAGGAUAACCAGGGGUCCAAAAAAUCACCUUUUGCGAUCUCCGCUGGCCAUUGGACAACAGUCAGCAGUAACGAGUUGGAGGUUGCGGACGAAAAGAUCGAAAAUUGGUACACAACCUACAAGGCUCGACUGGAACCCAAGACACGACGACUCAUGGUCAUGACCAAACCGACGACAGCGCGACACCAGAGCCAGCUCAAAACCAUGCGGAAACACCACUGGGAGUGCCGGACAGAGAUUGAGCAGCAGCUGAGGCGUCAUGUCCCAACCGCCUUUUCUCUCAAGAUUGUGCGGACUCGGAUCGACUGGGAAAGAAUCGCGCCUUAUAUUACCCUGAUGAUCCAAGCUGCCUUUGAAAUGGAUAUCCAGAACCCACACCUGCCAGUAGUCGGGACCACACUGUGUGCACUUUUGGAACACAAGGAUCUGGGUGGUCUCGCCUGUGAGGAGAUGCUCAUGUCCUGGGGUCUGACUGGGAUCGACGCGCGCCGGUUUACAAGUCACCUUUGGGAGGUGAUGGUCGCAGCCGCUGGAGAAGCGUCUGUGCGCGGUGGAAAGGGAUUCGGAAUGCGGGUCCGCCAGUUGGAAGACAAGGACGAUUUCAAGGCUAUCCGUGCACGCCUUCUUGAACUCAAUAAAGCCCCUACAUGA